Molecule: messenger RNA, 2249 nt
Organism: Pseudopipra pipra
Lineage: Eukaryota; Metazoa; Chordata; Aves; Passeriformes; Pipridae
Gene: TSPAN33
Product: tetraspanin 33
Exons: 8
Coding region: 88-942 (284 amino acids)
Cellular component (GO): plasma membrane
Source: RefSeq, a predicted model, not a curated record
GAAGCGGAGCCGGAGCCGGAGCCGGAGGGGACGGGGGCGGGUUGGCCCCGUUCGGCCCCGCUCGGCCCCGUUCGGCCCCGCUCGGCCAUGGCGAGGCGGGCGGCGGCCCCCGCCAGGCCCCUGGGGGAUGAUUUCUCCUUCGUGAGCCCGGUGGUGAAGUACGUGCUCUUCUUCUUCAACCUGCUCUUCUGGAUGAUCUCCAUGGUGAUGGUGGCCGUGGGGGUCUACGCCCGGCUGCUGAAACACGCAGAGGCAGCCAUGGCCUGCCUGGCAGUGGACCCCGCCAUCCUCCUCAUCGUGGUCGGCGUCCUCACCUUCCUCAUCACCUUCUGCGGCUGCAUCGGCUCCUUGCGGGAGAACAUCUGCCUGCUGCAGACGUUCUCCGCCUGCCUGACCGUCGUGUUCCUCCUGCAGCUGGCGGCCGGCGUGCUGGGCUUCGUCUUCUCCGACAGGGCGCGAGGGAAGGUCAGCGAGAUCAUCAACGGGGCCAUCGUGCACUACCGGGAUGACCUGGACCUGCAGAACCUCAUCGACUUCGGGCAGAAGGAGUUCAGCUGCUGCGGGGGCGUGUCCUACAAGGACUGGUCCCAGAACAUGUACUUCAACUGCACCGCCACCAACCCCAGCCGGGAGCGCUGCUCCGUCCCCUUCUCCUGCUGCCUGCACGACGCCAACCAGACUGUCAUCAACACCAUGUGUGGCCACGGGAUGCAGGACAAGGGCUACCUGGAGGCCAGUGCCUUCAUCUACACCAACGGCUGCAUCGACAAGCUGGUCAACUGGAUCCACAGCAACCUGUUCCUGCUGGGGGGCAUCACCCUGGGGCUGGCCCUCCCCCAGCUGGUGGGCAUCAUCCUGGCUCAGCUCCUCAUCAACCAGAUCCGAGACCAGAUCAAGCUGCAGCUCUACAACCAGCAGCACCGGGCAGACCCCUGGUACUGAGCCGGCGUCCGUCCGUCCGUCCCAUGGCACAGCGGCGGCUCCCGGCACCUCAACAGCCGUUUUCCCAAGCCCGGAUCCAUGGGAAGAGCUGAGGGGGCUUUGCUGGAGAAGAGGGAGGUAGGAGCAGGCUGUGGAUCCGUGGUGGCCGCUGUGCUGCGGAGAGGGACGCGCAGGGACACUGGAGACUCGGUGCCUUUGGCAGCCGGUGCCGGGCUCGGCCGGGACGUGCCGAGCUGCUGUGCCCUGUUUUGGGGCCUGACCCAGCCCCAGAACCACUGUCUGUCUGUCUGUCUGUCCUGCUGGGGCACAGGUUGCGCACAAAGGUUUGCACUGGGAUGUGCUUCCCAUCUCUGCGUGUGCUGGAGAUGGGCAUUUGUCUGUCUGUCUGUCUGUCUGUCCACGCACCGAGCUGCCUUUGCCCAAGGUGGGCUCCAGAACUGGGGACAUUCCCACCAUCGCCAGGUGCCACCAACCCUAUCGGCUCCAUCUCAGUGUCCCAGACAGGGCUGGGAGCAGGAGCCAUUGGCACAGGAGGGCUGAUCCAUGGGUGCUUCCUCAGCUGAGGGCGGAGGUCCCCUCUGUGCUCAGGGAGCUGGGCCUCUCCACAGGGUGCUGAAUCCCUCCAUAGGGUGCUGAGCCCCUCCAUAGGGUGCUGAGUCCCUCCACAGGGUGCUGAGUCUCUCCACAGGGUGCUGAGUCCCUCCACAGUGUGUUGGGCCCUCCACAGGGUGCUGAGUCCCUCCACAGGGUGCUGAGUCCCUCCAUAGGGUGCUGAGCCCCUCCACAGGGAGCUGGGCCCCUCCACAGGGAGCUGGGCCCCUCCAUAGGGAGUUGGGCCCCUCUAUAGGAUGCUGAGUCCCUCCACAGGGAGCUGGGCUGCUCCACAGGGAGCUGGGCCCCUCCAUAGGGAGCUGGGCCCCCCUAUAGGGUGCUGAGCCCCUCCACAGGGAGCUGGGCCCCUCCAUAGGGAGCUGGGCCCCUCUAUAAGGUGCUGAGCCCCUCUAUAGGGUGCUGAGCCCUUCCACAGGGAGCUGGGCCCCUCCACAGGGAGCUGGGCCCCUCCAUAGGGUGCUGAGCCCCUCCACAGGGAGCUGGGCCCCUCUGUAGGGUGCUGAGCCCCUCUAUAGGGUGCUGAGCCCCUCCAUAGGGAGCUGGGCCCCUCUAUAGGGUGCUGGGCCCCUCCACAGGGAGCUGGGCCCCUCCAUAGGGAGCUGGGCCCCUCCACAGGGAGCUGGGCCCCGCCUGGAGUCAGUGCCAGGCUGUGAAGUUCCCUUGGCUUUCACGGAGAAUAAAGAGACGAGUCCGGA